AUGCCGGGUGGGCAUAUAUUCAACAAAGAUGGGACGAGGAUGAUCAAAGUUCGAAGCACACCACAAACUCCUUCACUUGAGACCCCUCCGACACACGACACGCAUUCUAAUGGGCUGCCGAGUGAAGUUGUAGCUGGUCCUAAUACCACCAGUGGAUCCAAGAAGAAGAAAAAGAAGAACCGCAAUAAGGGAGCGGCGAUUACUCACGAUUCUCAUCUCGAUCCUACCAAUCACAACUCGCACCACGACAACCAUGACCACUUCGAACCGUCUGUGCAAGGUCCGUCGAACAAGAUUUCCCACCCCCAAGCAGGACCUAAUACGUCCCGUCAGCAUCUGCAGGAGUAUUAUGAUGCGAUACAAGCUAGCUUAGAUCAAUUCGAUUCUAACGAUGUCGAUGUUGAAGGGGAUGACUAUUAUUCGGACGACGAACCGCACCCUGAAACGACAGAGCCGAGCUACGACGGUGCGUCUAAUCAGCUCGAGGUACCCACUUCGAAAAAGAAUAAGAAGAAAAAGAAGAAGAAGGGUGCAGGAAAUCAGCCGGCUGCUCAGGGCGAGGGUUCUCAAGCUCCAUCUCACGAAACUGCGCGUAAGGACGCUCAGAAGUCUUCCAAAGAUAGGAUAUGGAAUACCUCGACAAGCGAAGAACGCGAACGGAUCAAAAACUUCUGGCUUUCUCUGGGCGAGGACGAACGUCGGUCUCUGGUGAAAGUGGAGAAGGAAGCUGUUUUGAAAAAGAUGAAGGAGCAGCAAAAGCAUUCAUGUUCCUGUAGCGUAUGCGGAAGGAAACGAACAGCGAUCGAAGAAGAACUAGAGGUGCUCUAUGAUGCAUAUUACGAGGAACUGGAACACCCUAGUAAAGGACUCCCGCAGGCCCGACGGAUGGAGGAGCUGCCCGAACUUGAAGAUGACGACGAAGGUCCUUAUGAGGAUGAGGAUGAUGAGUACGAGGAUGAGGAUGUAUCCGAAGACGGCCAUCGAAGCGUUCAACAGGACUUUUUCAACUUUGGGAAUAGCCUUACGGUCAGAGGUACGCAAAGACUAAAAUCAAGAGACUAUGGAAAAACAGAUAACGCUGACAGUCUAGUUUUGUUGGAAGAAGGCGGAAUCCUUACAGUGGCUGAUGACCUCCUCAAAAAUGAUGGUAAAAAAUUCAUUGAGAUGAUGGAACAGCUAGCUGAGAGGAGGAUGGCUCGAGAAGAAGAGGCAAGCCAACAUGCUCAUGGGAUUAAUAAUCAGAUGCAUUCCGGCCUACAGCAUAACCACUCGCAUGUACCAAAUGGCAAUCCGGACUACGAUCAGGAAGAAGAUGAGGAGGAUUACGAAGAAGAGGAUGAUGAAUUUGAAGAUGAAGACGAUGAGGAACCGGAUGCUAUGACAGAGGAACAGCGGAUGGAGGAAGGGCGUCGGAUGUUUCAGAUUUUUGCUGCGAGGAUGUUCGAACAGAGAGUUCUUUCCGCAUAUCGAGAACGGGUUGCAAUUGAGCGGCAGAAACGACUUCUCGAAGAGGAGGAAGACGAAAAGCGAAAAGAAAUUGAGCAAAAGGAGCGUAAGCUCAGGGAGAAGGAGAAGAAAAGCGCUAAGAGGAAAGCGCAAAAGGAGGCAAAAGAAGCAGAGAUGCGAGAAAAGGCAGAGAAGAAGGCUAGGGAGGAAGCCGAGAAAAAGGCUGAAGAAGAGAGAAAGGCUGAAGAAGCUCGUAGGCGAAAAGAAGAGCAGCGCCUCAAACGGGAGGCAGAAAAGAAGGUUGCUGACGAAGAGCGCUUAAGAAAAGAGGAGGAGAAGAAGAAGCGGCUCCAAGAGGAGCGUGAACGAGAACAGGAGAGAGAACGGAAACGAAAGGAACAGCUAGAGCAAGAGAAGAAGAAGAAGGCGGAAGUGGCCCGCAAACAGAAGGAAGAAAAGGACUUGCGAGACAAGGAGAAGAGGGAGAAGGACGAGAAGGACCGGAAAGACCGUGAGAUUAGGAAAAAAGUCGCGGAAGAGAAGGAGCGUGCCAGGAAGGAGGCCGAGGGCAAUGUUGCUAUUCCCAAAAUUGCGACGACUCCCAUCCUAUCGCCAGCCAGCAAAGCUUCGAUAACUCCAUCCCACUCCCUUCACCCCCCUACUAUUGUCCCAGCUGUUGUAUCUCCUCGAUUAGCAGUUGCAACACCAGCCCUGCCCAAGCAAACAUCGCCAGGGAAGGCCAAAUCUUCAGCCAGAGGGUCCGUCGCUUCAUCACCACAGACUCCGAAAGUGCAAGCACGCUCGAGCAUCGGAAGCUCCACAGCUCUACCUCAGCCAUCCACGCCGGCUGCUCUCUCGACAUCUUCAACUCCAUCCCUAGCUUCUAUUGUACCUGCCGGCCCAAUUGGGCCCCUUAAGCAGAGCCAACUCCCAGCUGGUCCUCCUGGCCUCCCGCUACCAGGAACACCAGCUCCACCAGGUCUCUCGCCCCAAGGCACCACCCCGAUUGGCCAUAUCCCUCCAAUUGGUGCACCGCAUGGUUUCCCUUCCCACCUUUCCCCUCCUCCUGGUGUACCACCGCCGGAUAGCUUCCCCAUGCUCCCAGGGCAGGGAUCAUUCAUGCCACCAGGGCAUAGACCACACCCUAUCCCCCUUUCGAUGCUCCCCCCACCUAGUCAGUUGGGCUUUGGAAUGAACAUCUUCCGGGGCUUUCCAAUUCCAACAGGAAAUCCACCUCUGCCUCUGGGCCCACCAUCCGCAGGUCUUCGUGGCUUCCCACCAUCCAAUACACGCCCGUUCAUGGGGAACGACUUCAGUGGCCUCCCACAGCAGCUUUCUGCGCCAGGAUUUCCACAGGCACCUGGUUCACCUUUCAUGCGCCCAGAAAGUAUUCAGCCAGGGCAUCAGAGACAACCAUCAGGGGACCAUAUCGAAAGCAAUUCGGUUUCAACCCCAAAGCCAAUUCAUCGACCGACCCCAAUUCAACGCCCUGCAAAUGCUGCUCCUGGGGGUGCGCUUUUAAAGGCUAAUAUUGACGAGCUAAGCACAUCUCUCGGGAGUAGCGCAUUACUAGGAGAUGACGAGCCAGAAGAACCAUCCCUCAAUAAGGCUGACGGCGCAUCCCCCGCACGUCGCGGGAGUAACGUUCCUGGCGGAAGGGGUGUUUUCGGUGGAAUGAUGCCCGGGAGUUCACCGUUCUUUCUAGGCCACGAUGCCGGUUUUGGGGGGUUUCCAAGCCCGAGUAAUACAUGGGGGGCACCAAGUCCCUUAUUUAAUCCCAGCGGACCUUGGGGGCCUCCCGCACUAAGUCCAGCUUCUACGGGAUGGAUGCCCAACCCCUCUACCCCCUUCGGUGCGAAUCAACGUCGAACGGGCCGUGUAGACCUUAUCCGUGUGCUAGCAAUUUCAAAUUACAAGCAAACACCAAAAGAGAACAAGAGCUCUGAAGGUUUCAUGCCUCUUAAACUUCUCAUGAAGCAACUGAACGAACACGAGCAGCUUGCCCAACCAAACGAUGUUGGCGAAGAGGAGUUAUUAACAAUCACCGAAGUCGAAGGUGAUUGGCAAAAUGGUGGUGGUGUAUUCCUCCGUCAUGUUGACGAGCAUGGAAUUUCUCUGAAAUUUCUUAAUGACCCCGAUGAUCUCAGGCGAAGGGUCUCUAGUUCGGCAGGAUUGGUUGGCACACCGAUUGGUGGGCCAGGAGAAAUUGGCUCGCCAGUCGUCAGUGCUUCUAAUACAACCCUACCAUUCGCAACCCGCCCUGGGCCCACUGGCACUGGGGCCGGCGUCGUUGGUUCGCCGCACUUCUAA
This is a messenger RNA of Orbilia oligospora ATCC 24927, 3756 nucleotides long. RefSeq lists its product as uncharacterized. The coding region runs from base 1 to 3756 and encodes 1251 amino acids. The transcript has 5 exons. The record is from RefSeq and is a predicted model, not a curated record. Lineage: Eukaryota; Fungi; Ascomycota; Orbiliomycetes; Orbiliales; Orbiliaceae.